Messenger RNA from Lagopus muta (rock ptarmigan), 2799 nucleotides. RefSeq names its product PHD finger protein 7-like. Gene Ontology annotation, cellular component: nucleus. The record is from RefSeq and is a predicted model, not a curated record. NCBI's taxonomy places the organism in Eukaryota, Metazoa, Chordata, Aves, Galliformes, Phasianidae. Bases 445 to 1533 code for a protein of 362 amino acids. The transcript is spliced from 7 exons.
GGUGCACAGCACACCAAAAUGCUUGCUGAGCAGUCAGGAGCUCUGACGCCUAAAUAAAUCCCUUGCCCUAGGAAAUUGGGGGUUUUGUGGUUUAUUUGCGACACCAUCUUCAGUCUGCACCCACACAAGACCUGUGAGUUGAUGUGUCUCCCAACUCCCCACUGGAGCUGACAACCCCCCAGCACAGCCCCCCCACAGGGGGCAGAUGUGGGCAUCCCAAAGCCACCCCUCAGGGCCCCCAGCACCCCGUGGGGCUGUGAGUGCCCCACCCCAAGCCCUGCUCAUUGUGACAUCGGCACCGCGUCACCAGCACCCGCGUUCUCACGCUGACAUCACAAUGUGCAGGGCAGCUUCACACUGCGCUCGCCCCUGUCCCCCCACUCCCGGGUACCUCUGGAUCCAGGAAGCAGCACCCCUGCUUUGCUCCAGAAGUCAAGCCCAGGAAUGGAGCUGAGGUCUCGACGCCUCAGUGCGCCACAUCCCAAUCCCCCCACCCGCCGCCCUGCGCCACGGCCCAGGCCUGAACGGGAGCCGUCUCCCCCAGAAAUGAGGCCAAGUGUCUCUGAGGAGGAAGGUGAGUGCAGAGCAUUCCCGCGGCGGAUGUGCCUCCGCCACGUGCAGGAGCCGCCCUGCUCACGGGCUUGGGGUGAUAAUGCCCUUGUCCCCACUGCAGGGUGCAGGCUGUGCCGGCGGGCAGAGCACGACCCCGACAUCUAUGGAGACAUGUGCCGUCAGGACCGGCUCUGCAUCCAUGAGAACUGCCUGUACCACGCCAGCGGGCUGUACCAGCGCGGCGCUGACCAUGAGGGAUUCUUUGGAUUCCUCAUCCCUGACAUCGAGGAGGUGCUGCAGCGCGUGGCACAGAAGAAAUGCUGCGUCUGCCAGAACCAGGGCGCCUCGGUCCGCUGCCAUCACCGCAGAUGCUCCCGCACCUUCCACUUCCCCUGCGGAAGAGAACGCGGCUGCAUCUCCCAGUUUUUCGGAGAGUACAGGUCCUUCUGCUGGCAGCACCGGCCGACCCAGCAGGUGAGGCCACUGCAACAGGAGAACCCGCAGUGUGCCGUCUGCUUGGAGGCGGUGGAGGGACGCCCCACCUACACCACCCUGGUCUGUCCCUCCUGCACCGGCGCUCAGUUCCACCGCCAGUGCAUCCAGGCCCAAGCUCUGAGCGCUGCCCUGCACCACUUCCGCUGCCCGCUCUGCCAGGACAUGCAGACCUUCCAGGCAGAGAUGUUCCGCCUCGGCAUCAAAAUCCCAGACAGGGAUGCGGCCUGGGAGGUGGAAGAGGGAGCCUACCAUGAGCUGUACCAGCAGCACAGCUCCUGUGACACCGGCCUGUGCCUGUGCCCACUCGGAAGGGACUAUUCUGAGAACACAGGGCCCUGGAGGAUGCUGCUCUGCAGCUCCUGCGGUUCCUGUGGCACCCACCAGCACUGCUCUGCCAUCGCAGAGGAUGCGGAAUCGUGGGAGUGCAGCGGCUGCAGCGGUGUGGACACCGGUAAGAAAUGCAGCACGGGGACGUGGUCCCCAUAGACACGUGGCCGUACGCCCUCGGGAGAUGUCCUCCCCGUCGGAGCCACGAUGGGCACAGACAUGUGCACUGCGCUCAUCUCCCGCACCUUGCAGCCCCUUCAGCGUCAGCCGCGGCGCAGUGAUCCCCACACAGCACCCAGCUCCUGGCACUUCGGCUCCAGCACAAGAGGCUGCGACACCGCGACGCUCAGCUGCCUGCACAGCCCAUGGCAGCCCCGCAGCCACUGCGCCUUGCCAGCCUCUGAACAACGGCCUUGCUGGUUGAAGCGCCACAGCGGAGUUUGCUGAUGUGCCGGAGCACUGCAGGGCGCGACACCACCACCGCCACGACUCUCCUGCCUGCGCUUCCCUGCUGAGCUGCUGCUUCCUCUGCAAGAGCGAGCGAUGGGAGCCCAGCCAAGAUGUCAGCACCGUGGAAGAUGCCACUGCAGGGAGCUGAGACCAAGGGUUUCGAUAGUCCAAGUCAUUUCUCUUGGCAUCGAAACUCCUAACUCCUAACUGUGACUGCUCAUCUGAUUGUGACUUCCUAACUGUGACUGCUCAUCUGAUUGUGACUGCUGCCCAGAGAAGCCGUGAACGGCCCAUCCCUGAAAGCGUUCAAGACCAGCUUGAAGGGAGCCCUGGGCAACCUGGACUGGACCUCACCUGGACGAUGGCGACCCUGCCUGUGGCCGGGGGGUUGGAACUUGAGCCUUACCACCCCUUCCAACCCAAGCCAUCCUGUGACUCUAUAUGUCAAACACCUAUUCCUUUCAAUUGUUUUCUCCAUCAAAAUAAACAUCUUAUUUAAAACUUCACUGACUUGGACGGAGUGGAACCACUUAACAUACUUACAGCUCCCUAUUCUCAGCCCCAGCGCAACAACAAAGGCAACAGCAGUGCUGCACAUCCUUACCGAAAGGACAAACGCCACAGAAGUUGCCUCUGAACUUCAGCACCUUCAAUAGACAAGUUUCCCCCUGGACCAAACGCAGCCCGAACGCUCUGCUGUGCGCGCGGUGCUGCCAUUGCUGGUAGCAGCAUCCCUGCUUCGCGGCACAGCUGGCCGAGCAGCUGGCUGAGGACAGGCUAUCCAACUUGCAAGGACCCACAGGCAUCACCCAGCCCGGCUCCCGGCUCCGCACAGCAGCACCCAGCCUUAGGCCACGUGGCACAGAGUCCCACGGGGCUCCCUCAGCUCCCGGCUGUGCCCACCGCCCUCGGGAGCUGCUCCGUGCCCGGCGCCCGCCGCUGCUGAGCCGUUCCCCGACAGCCGAGCCGAGCCGA